Molecule: messenger RNA, 1674 nt
Organism: Haemonchus placei
Lineage: Eukaryota; Metazoa; Nematoda; Chromadorea; Rhabditida; Trichostrongylidae
Source: the annotation of a GenBank genome assembly
AUGGUAGGAAUUUCAGUUGGAUCGCACGAAGGGGUACCAACACUGGAAUUAAAGUAUGCUGAUGUGCUCAUUAGUGGUAGCACCUUGACCCAGAUCCUUGAGAAUACUGUGCCACAAGAGGCGUCAUCAAUCGAAGUGCUCAGCGAGGUGAAUUGUGAACUUUUGGACUGGGCAAUUGAUCGCACUCUCGCUUUGUCUCAAUCCUUACUGGAUGGUUUCCAUCCACUCCACUUGAUGCUAUGUGGGACCAGCUCCAUGAUCUCGUUAGCCAGUUACCUUCUUGAUUACUAUGCGGGAACUAAUUGUGCAGGUUGGAUAGACGCACGUGAAAUCAGCUGUCCCAGCAAGACAAAGGCAUUGGAAGCAUAUAGCAAUGUAAUCCAGUAUUUAGCAACUAAAUAUCGUUGUCAGCCGCUGAGAAUUCUUCCGAUAUGGAAGCGAAUGGAUCUUGUCUUUUCGUCAACGAAAGGUGGAGAAAAAUCAUUAACAGCAAAUGGAAGUCUCGUUAAGCACUGCCAUCUAUUCAUGGCAAGACUUCUGCCGGUUGUAUUGGGAAAGGAUAGAGGAGAAGGCGAACAGAAGAAACGUGUUGGACUGGAACUGGAGCGUCAGGCAAAAGUCAUGCUCAAGAUUUGUACGACAUUGAUGAGAAUGAUGGACAAUCCCAAGUGUUUUAUAACGAUGUUCAAAUUCACCAUGGGAAUGUUGGAGAAGAACACCGUUGCUAAUAGCCUCACGUUACGCCAUUUGUUGAAAUUUCUGUGCUCAUUGGCACUGAAAUGCACGGAUACGGACCACACAGUGGAAAGAACUUUGAACACAAUUGCUGACGAUCUUUUGCAGGUUUUGAGUGAAGAGGGUGAUGAAUGCAAGUACAAAUUUGUGGAGAACGCUUCCCAAGCGACUAUCUGUGACUUUCUCACUUUGUAUAUUGAAAAAUCGCUGGUGGCCGUACAUUCAGUCAUCACAUUUGCAGCAGCAUUUCAAGCCAAAGAUCAAAGGAUGGAUGAACUACUUGCGGCUGCAUUGAACAAAUGUGAUCAUUGCUGUGAGCUAACGUCUAGACUUCUGCCACUUCACUCACAAUUCGCUGUCGAACGGGAAAGGCUUGUUCAAACGUUGACCACUCUCUUCAGCGCAAUUCAGGAACCGGUCGACUGGAUGCGGAAUAAUGUGAAGAACGUCCCUGAAAUGGUUGAAUGGAAGUCAUUGACUAUUCUAAGUGAGCUGCUCAAGGAGAGACUGCAAGCGAUCAUGGCGAUUGCCGAUGAGCAUGUCGGCAUUUUUAAUCCUGAAGAAUUCAAAGCAUCUCGCAAGAAAAGCACACGUAAGGACGAGGUGAUUUACGUGAAGUACGUGCGAGCACGUGAGGCACUUCAAAGUCGAGUUUUGUUGAUCUCGGAAGCAUUGAAUGAGGACCGACUAAAUUUCCAAGUAAAGAAGAACACAAUAGGAAUGCGCGACUUCCGCAUCAAUUUGAACACGCUGAGAACACGUGUUGUACAGAGUGAGGACGAGGUAGAACCGAGAAGGAAAAGGAAACGUGGCACUCACACCAAGGGGAGGUCACGGGAGAUCGAAAACGAUGUGGAUUUAACGGGAACAGCAGAGGAGGAUGAUACAACCAUACUGGGGAAUGGGAAGGAGAAUAGUCGCAUGAGUGAAGUAUACUAA